AUGGAACCUUUUCCUGGCUCUCAAAGGCCUGAGAUGUCUUCAAGUAAAGAAACAUCCUCUCGUUCACGACGAAAUAGUAUUUCUGGUCAAUCUGUUUCUCGCACUACGUCUUCUACUCCUCAUCCACAAGGCAUACACUAUGAUCUGCCGAGACCGAGCACUUCGGCCAGUCAACUUACAUCUACCUCGUACAAUGGCAGUCGAUCAGCAACAAGCAUGUCGCACUCAAAUCCCUCAAGACAGCGCCGUCAUACAAGUACUGCUUCAGGGCGUAAGUCUCGCGCAACCUCUUCUGUCUGGGGCUCCGAGCCACACGAGAUCAUUUGUGCUGUCACCGAAGCUCGUGGUGUAUCGCCUACUGUUGGACUUGCUUUCGUCAAUAUCACUACAAAUGAGGCUAUUCUAAGCCAGAUAUGUGACUCUCAAUUUUAUGUCAAGACGGUUCACAAGAUACAGAUGUAUGAGCCAUCUACAAUCCUAAUUGUCAAGACAGCGUUUCCCCCACACCCUAAAUCUAGCUUGGUCUCAAUUAUAGAGGAAGAACUUCCCAAUGUAACUAUCGAGCCUCUCGAUCGUAAGUACUGGUCCGAGAAUGCCGGUCUCGAGUUCAUCCAAAAUCUGGCAUUCAGAGAAGACCUGGAGGCCAUUAAGGUGGCAAUUGAGGGCAACUUCUACGCUACAUGCUCGUUUGCUGCGGCUAUUAAGUACGUAGAGCUUUCUUGCUGCGUAUCAAUCGCAUCUCACUCGUUGCGGGUCAGCUAUCGACCAUCAGAGAAUACAAUGAUGAUCGAUAUCUCCACCAUUCACUCUCUCGAACUCAUACAAAAUCUGCAGAAUGCAAAAUCAAAAGACUGUCUCCUCGGCCUCCUGAACGAGACUCUUACACCAAUGGGUUUAAGAAUGUUACGAAGCAACAUACUCCAGCCUUCUUGUCAAGUUGAAAAUACCCUUACCCCUCGUUAUGAUGCUUUAGAUGAACUCACCGUGAAAGAAGACAUGUUCUUCGAAAUACGAAAGGCUCUUAAGGGGUUUGUAGACAUGGAGAAACUUCUCACUGCGCUUGUCAUCGUGCCCAACCAGUCGUCGAUCCAAAACUCAGCGCAAGCUAUCAAUAAUAUUCUAAGUGUCAAGGCUUUCAUCACUGCUGUGUCUUCUUUGUAUGAAGCAUUGGGCGCUGCACGUUCAGAUUUACUAACUAGAAUCCGCGAAAUAUGUCGUCCCGAGCUCACUCAACCCGUCGCAGAUCUCAUCUCUGAUACAAUCAAUGAAGAUGUGACAGCUACGAAAUCAUCUCUUGACAUGAGAAAUCAGAGAACAUAUGCAGUCAAGACAUACAAGGAGGCAACAGAAGAUGUUGGACAACACAUUGAAGACAUAAUAAGAGAUCAUGAUAUCAACCCUGAGCUUCGAUUCGAUGACAACCGCAAGUAUUGGCUACGCCUAAGACAGAGCGACUUCGAAGACAAAGAUAUCCCAGAGAUUCUCAUCAAUAAAGUUUCCAAGGGUAAUUGGAUUGAAUGCCAAACCCUAGUCUUAGUCCAAGUCAACCACCGCAUUACAGAUUCUUACAACGAGGCAAUAAUGCUCAGCGACAAAUUAGUUCAGGAACUCCUAGACGCGAUUCGAGCUCACGUACCGAAUCUUUUUCGCGUAUGUGAAAGCAUUGCGCUUUUAGAUAUGAUGGCGGCGUUCGGUCAGUCUGCUACGACAAGAGACUAUGUAAGACCUGAGGUUGGUAGUGCUUUAGCCCUCAAAGGGGCAAGGCAUCCUAUUUGCGAACGAGCCAACACGGAACAAUUUGUUCCCAAUGAUGUCUUCGCCAAUGAGCAACACCGAUUCCAAAUCAUCACCGGCUGUAAUAUGAGCGGCAAGAGCACUUACAUCCGAAUGAUACCGCUCCUCCAAGUAAUGGCUCAGAUCGGCUCUUUUGUGCCAGCACAAUAUGCUGCCUUUCCAGUGAUUCAACAACUUUUCGUGAGAAUGUCUACAGAUGAUAGCAUCGAGGCUAACAUGUCUACCUUCUCACUUGAAAUGAGGGAAAUGGCAUUUAUAUUGAGAAAUGUCAAUGAAAAAAGCUUAACCAUCAUCGAUGAACUUGGUCGUGGGACUAGCACAAGAGAUGGCCUAGCUAUUGCACUCGCCAUUUCCGAAGCCUUGAUCCAGAGCAAUUCUCUGGUGUGGUUUGCAACUCAUUUUCAGCAACUUGCGAAAGUAUUGGGGAGUAGACCAGGAGCCCUAAAUCUGCACCUUGCCACCGAAACCCACACUAUGGAUAGCGGCAAUCCAAAGAUGACCAUGUUAUAUAAGAUUACCUCGGGACCUAUGCAGGAAGAAAAUUACGGCCUCAAUCUUGCACGUGCAAUUGGAUUCCCAGAACGAUUCAUUGAAAUCGCAGAAGACGUUUCAAAGACGCUUGCGGAGACCAUCGAGAGGAAGAAGCAAGACUCGCAGACCAGGAGGCUACUUCGGCGCCGAAAGCUAAUUCUGAACUUGUAUGACACUCUCCUUCAAUUAAAAGAGUCAGAUAUGGACGAUGCUGCUUUGGGUAGCUACCUUAAAAGGCUUCAAGACGAGUUUGUAUCUAGAAUGGAUGACAUUGAACGCGAUAAACAAAUUGAAGAAGAAUCGCCAUGA
Molecule: messenger RNA, 2634 nt
Organism: Annulohypoxylon maeteangense
Lineage: Eukaryota; Fungi; Ascomycota; Sordariomycetes; Xylariales; Hypoxylaceae
Product: DNA mismatch repair protein-like protein MutS
Exons: 9
Coding region: 1-2634 (877 amino acids)
Biological process (GO): mismatch repair; reciprocal meiotic recombination
Cellular component (GO): nucleus
Molecular function (GO): ATP binding; mismatched DNA binding; ATP-dependent DNA damage sensor activity
Source: RefSeq, a predicted model, not a curated record